UUCAACGACGAUUCUGAAGAUCAAAUAUUUAAUAUAUAUUUAAAUAACUGUGAAGAAGAUUUUGGACAUCGUGCAGAAGCUUAUAGAAAUAUAAAAAUGGCUGAAAGAAAGAAAAAUCGAAAACGAACAAAAGCUGAAGCAGAUCAGCUGUUGUAGAUAACGACAUCGGAUACUAAUUUCCAUCAUAAUUAUAAUCUGUAGAUAAGAAACAGUCCACAAGAAACAAUAGUGAUCAUCAGACAUUUUUAACUCAUUUAUAUAGAAUGGGUUGCAUUUUUUCACGUAAGCAGAAAACGCGAAAAUCAAGGAGAGAUAUAGAAAAACCUUCUGUAUCUACUUGGAUAGAUAAUACAAGAUGUUCAACUUCCAAUCAAUCUCAAAGAUCUGUCUUAAAUUUUGCAAAUCAACAACAAAAAUCAAUUAUUACAUCUCAAAUAACAACUGAAAUUAACAAAUAUCCAAAACAAUCGAUAUCUGUUAUACCAGAUAAUAAAAUAUUUUCAACUUUAAAGCAACCUGAAAGUUCUGGAUCAAAUUUUUUAAAACAACAGACAAUUCAAAGAACAGUUAUUUUACCUCAAACAACUUUUGAAAUUAACAAAUAUCCAAAACAAUCGAUAUCUGUUAUACCAGAUAAUAAAAUAUUUUCAACUUUAAAUCAACCUGAAAGUUCUGGAUCAAAUUUUUUAAAACAACAGACAAUUCAAAGAACAGUUAUUUUACCUCAAACAACUUUUGAAAUUAACAAAUAUCCAAAACAAUCGAUAUCUGUUAUACCAGAUAAUAAAAAAUUGGCAACUUGGAAUCAACCUCAAAGUUCUGGAUUAAAUUUUGCAAAACAACAGCCAAUUGAAAUACACAGUUCACCUCAAAUAAAAAAAGAAGUUUCAAAUUAUUAUAAAACUUUAAAAAAACAGGAAAUAUUUCAAUGUAAUUUACAAUUAAAGUCUUCCAACGAAGAGAAUUUGCAAAACAAUAAUAUUAUCAUAGAAACACCUUGGAUAAUUGAUAACGCACAAAGCACUGACGAUUCAACCGAAGUCGAAGAAAGUGAUUUAAAUCUAAAUAUUCAUGGUUUACCAUGUAUUGAAUGGACUGAUGCAGAAUAUAUCAGCGAUGUUGGAAAUAUUAGAUAUCGAAUUGCGAACAAUAUUGUUGAACUUUUUAAAGAGGACAACACAAUACCCUUUAUUGCAAGAUACAGAAAAAAUAUGACCGGUGGAAUGGAAGCUGAAGAACUUAGAACAAUCAGAGAGCUUUAUGAUCGAGCCAAAAUAAUUAGACACAAAGCUGCGACAAUUAUUAAAACUAUUGAUAAACAGGGAAAAUGGACACCCGAUAUUCACGCUGUUGUUAAAUCAACAAAAUCACUUAAUGAUUUGGAACAUAUUGCCUCAAUGUUUAAAACAACAAAACGUUCUUUAGCCGAAAAAGCACGAGAACUUGGUUUGGAACCUGUAACAAAUGCCGUUAUUCAAGGUCAACAACUUCCAAAUUUAUAUACUUUAAUUAAUCCAAUUAAAGAUGGAUUAAAAUCAGUGAAUGAAGUAAAGGAAGGCAUUGUUCAUAUUUUAUCGGAUUUAAUCAGUAAAGAUAAAACAUUAUUUGAGAAAAUUCGUGAAUUACGUAAAGUAACACAAAUUCAAAUUGAAGUCUCUGAAGGAAAAGCGGCAAAAGAAGAAGCUGCAAAAAUUAACAAAGGUAUUCCUGAAGAAAAAAAAUUUAAAGGAGGAAAGAAAAAUUUCGAUUCUCAAAAAUAUGAGAUAUAUUACGAUUUUAAAUCUAAUGAAAAUCAUAUUAAAUCAUACCAAAUUCUAGCAAUAAAUCGAGGAGAAUCGGAGAAAUUUCUUCAAGUAAAAAUUUUAAUUCCCGAUUCAUUUGAAAGAGAUUUGAAAAAUCAUGUAUUAAAUCUUUAUCAAAAAUCAGUGCGUUGUACACAAAUGCAUCGUGAAUUAAUUCACGCUGGUUAUGAUUAUUCAUAUAAAAAAAGUAUUAAACCAGCAAUAGCGCGACGUUUUAGAAAUGAAAUGAAUGAAAAAGCUGAAAUUGCAUCAAUUGAAGUGUUUGCGACAAAUUUGAAACAAUUAAUACUCACUCCUCCAUUUAAGGGUAAACCAGUGUUGGGUAUUGAUCCGGGAUUUUAUCAUGGAUGUAAACUUGCAGUUGUAUCGGAAAAUGGUGAUGUUAUUAAAACAAAAACAAUUUUUCCUCACAGUGGACGUGUUAAGGAAGCUGAGAAAACAAUUAUUUAUUUAGUUGAAAAAUUUGAAUGUACAUCUGUUGCUUUGGGAAAUGGGACUGCUUGUCGUGAAACAGAAAAAUUCUUAUCCGAUUUAAUAAAGUCUAAGGCUUUUGGACAUUUGGAAGUUUCAUUUACUAUUAUCAAUGAAGCAGGAGCGAGUAUUUACAGUUGUAGCGAAGAAGCAAAAAAAGAAUUCCCUGAUAUGGAUCCAAAUCUAAUUUCGGCAGUUUCAAUUGCAAGAAGAUUACAAGAUCCCCUUGCCGAGUUAGUUAAAGUAGAACCAAAACAUUUGGGAGUUGGAAUGUAUCAGCAUGAUGUUCCCGAAAAACAAUUGGAUAUCACUCUUAAUUCCGUUGUAACUGAAGCUGUAAGUUUUGUUGGUGUUGAUGUAAAUACAGCAUCUCAUUGUUUAUUGAGGAAAAUUGCUGGUUUAAAUGCAUUAAAAGCAACGAAUAUAAUUGAUUGGAGAAAAAAAAAUGGAAGUUUCACUAAUCGUGUUCAACUUUUGAAUGUGAAAGGAAUUGGAAAUAAAACUUAUGAGCAGUGCGCUGGAUUUAUAAGGAUUGUACCUGAAACUGCUCUUGUUUCUGGAAGUAAGUCUAAAUUAAGUAAACCAUUAAAUAAUUUAGAUCAAACAUGGAUUCAUCCUGAAUCUUAUGAUAUUGCGAAUAAAAUUAUUCAAUUUUGUCACUCUAAUAUUAAUGAUUUUGGUAAGGAAACUUUUAUUAAUUGUGUAAAGACACAAACAAAUUUGGCGUUUGGAAAUUUAGCUAAAAAAUUUUCAACUGACGAAGAGACAAUUGAAAUAAUUGUGAAAGGUUUAACGUCAACGAAAGGUUAUGAUAUAAGAUCAAAAUUAAAUAAACAAGUUUUUAGAAGUAGUUUAACUACACUUGAUAGUCUUAAAGCUGGUUCCACUUUAAAUGGAGUGGUGAGAAAUGUGACUCAUUUUGGAGCAUUUGUUGAUACGGGUGUUUCUCGUGAUGGUUUAAUUCCUAAUAAAUAUAUGAAGGGUAUAACUUUAGGAAUUGGUCAAUCAGUUGAAGUCAAAGUACUUUCAGUUGAAAAAGAAAGAAACAGAUUUGCCAUCGAGUUAAUUAAAGUUAAUUAAAGCAGGCUGUAUUUUUUUACAAGACUACCAAAUAUUUUUAAGUUUACUUAAGUUUCGUUUAAUGUAAAAAAACAGUGUUUUUAAAAAAUGUUAAGAUUAUUUUAAAACUGUUUUCCAGUGUGAUUUUGUUUAAUCGCAAGAACCAAAAUAUCUAAUAUUAAUUAUAAGAUAUUUAAAUAAGUUUGUUGAACUAUAUUUUUCUUCUUAAAAAAAAAUAAAUAAAUUAUACAAGAGUUGUAUAAUAUUUUUGUAUGAAAUGACAAUAAAGUUGUAUAAAAAAUAA
Molecule: messenger RNA, 3636 nt
Organism: Leptopilina boulardi
Lineage: Eukaryota; Metazoa; Arthropoda; Insecta; Hymenoptera; Figitidae
Product: S1 RNA-binding domain-containing protein 1
Exons: 5
Coding region: 264-3353 (1029 amino acids)
Biological process (GO): translation; nucleobase-containing compound metabolic process
Molecular function (GO): structural constituent of ribosome; mRNA binding
Source: RefSeq, a predicted model, not a curated record